UAAAGGAAGGGCUGUGACUCUCUACAUGAUGUGAGACAGAGGGGGCGGCGCCCUAGCGCCCUCUAUUGACCAGCCGCCCCUGGCAAGAGGCAUCAUCCAGCGCCGUUGAUUGGAGCACAGACGUGUGCACGCGUUUGUCAUGAGCUCCCCUGAUUGGCUGGUUUCCAAAGUCAACAGCUGGAUUGCCACCCUGAGAGUCUGACACACCUGACGGGGCAACACACAUCUCAGGAUACGGGAAUGAACGGCGUGGUUUGGGGACUCUCAUCACAUGGCUCCAUCAUGCAAUCCGACAGCAAACGUUUCCAGCCCUGGAGGGACUACAUGGGACUGUCAGACACCGUCAAAGAGAUGCUGAACCGGAAUGCGAUCUCUGAUUCCUCCCUGAAUGCAUCCAAUCCUUCGCAUUCGGAAUCUGAUGGUUUGGCUGUGGUGUCUGGCAGUUACGCAUUUGACAGAAGUGGCCGCGAGGCGGACAGUGCGCCAUAUUUUCAGCCAAAAUCUCCACUGCGAUGCAGCUUCUAUAACCAGCACCCAGAUGAUGAUUUGCGUCCAAAUUCCGCUCCACCAGUAGUAGAUUUGAAGCCAAAAUCGGCGACUUCCAGGGGGCCAAAAGAGCGCAAGAAGACGACGCGCUUCAAAACGCCUGAGCCGCCAGCGUUGCCUCCGUCUCCUGAGCGCACGUUCUGCAGCUUCUGCAAACACAACGGUGAGUCCGAGCUGGUGUACGGAUCCCACUGGCUGAAGAACCAGGCAGGAGAUGUUCUGUGUCCCUACCUGAGGCAGUACGUGUGUCCCCUGUGCGGAGCCACGGGAGCCAGAGCUCACACCAAGCGCUUCUGUCCAAAAGUGGACAGCGCAUACAGCUCCGUUUACGCAAAGUCCAAACGCUGAACCAACAGGUGGGACGUUGCAAAGAGAGACUACGUAUAAGGCAGAGUUAUUUUUCAGUAAUUAGUGUGAUUUUUGUUGUUCGUGUGUUUUGGUUUGCUUUUUUAUUUGCAUGCUUUGUUUGCUUUGGAGCCUCCAGUUUGCCUGAUUGCAUUUGUUUUGCAGCUGGUCUCGUUGUCAGCCUGCCUUACCUGCGUCUGUUUGGAUCAUGGAAGUUACUUUAAAGAGAACGACUGCCAGAUGUUAUGUUUGGGAGGAGAAAAAAAGAGAAAAUUUUGUAAGUUUUGUUUUGCAGACUUUUAAAACGUGGCCAACUGAUGUCCAUUUUCAUAAUUCCUGUCCAUGCAUUGAAGGAUUAUAACACUAUCUGUGCGUUUAAACGACGUGCAGCCAUCAGAAACAAACUAACUGCGGCAUGUAAACAUCAUGUGGUCAUGUCAGCGUUUUAAAAUUUUAAAAUAUGAGUGUCCUGUUCUGAGGUGUGCAUGUAAAUACUCCUUCUUGAUGCAUGCCAUUUUAUUUUCAUUAUUAUCCAUGUGGAAAAAUAAUCGCAAGUUUUGUGUGAAUAUUCUAAAGGUAUGUCUAUAUUGACCAAA
Molecule: messenger RNA, 1487 nt
Organism: Acanthochromis polyacanthus (spiny chromis)
Lineage: Eukaryota; Metazoa; Chordata; Actinopteri; Pomacentridae
Gene: nanos3
Product: nanos homolog 3
Biological process (GO): oogenesis; negative regulation of translation
Cellular component (GO): perinuclear region of cytoplasm
Molecular function (GO): zinc ion binding; mRNA binding
Source: RefSeq, a predicted model, not a curated record